CACCUCCUAGGAAACCUGCACCUCCCAUAUGUGAAGGCAUUGACACAUGUUUGGGCAUCAUCACCAUCCUCAUCAAACGUCAUCCAUCUCCCUCUCUCUUUCUCUCUCUCUCUCCAUUUGUAUAAAAUGGCGAGAAGGUGGUGACAAGUGAAGUGAAUACUAGAAAGGUUCUCUUGUGUCGCUUAUCUCUCUAGCUUCCGCGCAGAGAGUGUCUGUACAUAGAAAGCUUCAGCUUCAGCUUCAGCUUCAUCUACUUCUGCAACCUCGGUAUCCCAUAGGUUGGAGAGAGAGGGAGGGAGAGAUGGGAAAGGGACGUGCGCCAUGUUGCGACAAGAACCAAGUGAAGAGAGGUCCAUGGAGUCCAGCCGAGGACUCGAGGCUCAUCUCUUUCAUCCAGAAGUAUGGCCAUGAAAACUGGCGUGCUCUUCCUAAACAAGCAGGACUAUUGCGAUGCGGGAAAAGUUGUCGACUGAGAUGGAUUAACUACCUGCGGCCGGACGUGAAGCGAGGGCAUUUCACCAAAGAGGAAGAGGACGCCAUCCUUCAAUUACACCAGUCACUGGGAAACAAAUGGUCUAAAAUUGCAUCACAUUUGCCUGGACGGACUGACAAUGAGAUCAAGAAUGUGUGGAACACUCAUUUGAAGAAGCGUUUGGCCGGUAGGGGCCUUGGUCAGUCGAAGCACGAAUCCUCCAUUAGCUCCUCGUCCUCGUCUUCCUCCGCGUCUUCGCUCGUGUCCCGUGCCUGCAUUGAAAGGAAUGUGCCAAUGGACCUCGAACUUUCGACUGGUCAACGUCCUCUGGAUGAGAAAUCUUGUGGUCAGGAAGGCGUGGUGCCACCGCCACAGCCCAAUGAACCUCAAGAAGUCCAAGAGGAAGUAGCCGAACGUUUGCCUGAUAACAAGGACUCCAAAGAUCAUUCGUCGACUUUUUCCGGCUCCAAUGAACCGGCUCAUCUGAAGGACUGCGUACGAGUGGACAGUCCGAUCGCGGAAGAGCAAAUGGAUUCGUUCUUCAGCUUCAGCAGCCCUUACGAUGUGCGCAGCGCACUGGAGCCGGGAGAAGUGAACAAACCAGAUAAUAACAAUAAUGAGUCGGGCAACUUCACGAUAGACAUCCCGUUCGAGUGCGAUGUCGAAUUUUGGAACAUGUUAGAUAGCUUGGAACCGUUCUCGGUCCAUGAAGCAGACGUCGGGCAGGACGACCGGAGGACCGGAGAAGGGUUUUCCCGGGAGGACGAGGACCUGAGUUGGUUGCGGUACUUGGAGAACGAGCUCGGGCUGGAGGCAACAAAGGAAAGAGGGGUCCAAGAAAAGUCAAGAGCCAUCUCCGUCACAACAAGUCCAUCCGACAUGGCAGUGCCAAUGAAGGCGUGUUGUCAAGGUUAGGAGUAGAAUUCGGAAGCAGCAGCAGAAGGGUCGAUCCGAUGUCGAGAAUUGACCUCGGUCAAAUACGCAACUUGGACACAGCACAGUGCUUGGAUCCAUCAAUGUCUUUUUCAAAAGUUGGUGAGAGGGUGGCGAGGUCAAGAAUUUGACAAAACGCCACCUACCCAGCUGUUCGAUUCCAACGUUUUAACUGAAGUCGCAUGUGUCUCUCUAGCAUGUAAUCGAGAGUCUGAUUUACAUGUUCAACGAGAAGCAUGUUGCUCCACCACCUAACUCAUUAUGUAACUUCGUGUCCCACCGCUGGUUGGUGAUACUUUUGUGCUCCCACCUUUCGAAACUUCCUUAGACCGACGGCCAAAAAGGGAUUAAAAGUAAGGAGCGAU
Messenger RNA from Rhodamnia argentea, 1770 nucleotides. RefSeq names its product transcription factor MYB10-like. Lineage: Eukaryota; Viridiplantae; Streptophyta; Magnoliopsida; Myrtales; Myrtaceae. The record is from RefSeq and is a predicted model, not a curated record. The transcript has 3 exons. Bases 302 to 1387 code for a protein of 361 amino acids.